This is a messenger RNA of Lachancea nothofagi CBS 11611, 315 nucleotides long. Lineage: Eukaryota; Fungi; Ascomycota; Saccharomycetes; Saccharomycetales; Saccharomycetaceae. The record is from the annotation of a GenBank genome assembly.
AUGUCCGACUCAUACAGAAAAGAUUUCUCCGACAAAGCCGCUGAGACCGUCAAGCCAAACUCCCAAAAGUCCACUUUCGAGCAGGGCAAGGAAUUCGUCACCGACAAGGCCGACCAAGCCGCCGGUAAGGUGCAGCCAAACAGCGAGAAGGGUGUCUUCCAAGGCGCCACCGACUCGGCCCACGAGGGUAAGAACGAUGCCACCGGCAAGAGCGUUUCUGAAACCGCCGGCGAGUACGUUGACGCUGCCAAGUCGCGUUUGAAUGACGCUGCUGAGUACGUUAGCAAGUCCAUCCACGGUGGCGAGGAGAAAUAA